CAUCGUUGCUGCCUCCUCGAUCUCAUUCCAUAACACAUUCUAACAUCAAGACACAAAGAAAAGCACGAUAACAGAAGGAAGGAAGAGAGUAAAGGAGGAGGAAGAGGGGAUGGGGAACUGUCUCGACCUGCAGAAGCCGGUGACAUGGGUUGACGACGAGGACGACGACUGGGGAUCCAUGGAAAGCAGGAGCCCCAAGCAUUACAAGAGGCAGCGCAAGGCCGGAGCGGAGGCCGCCAAGGAGAAGGCCAGCUCCGGCUCGACCGAGAUCAAGAUCAAGAUCAGCAAGAAGCAGCUGGAGAAGCUUCUGCGGCAAGCCGACGACGGCGAGAAACUGCCGCUGCGACGAUUUAUCGCGGAUCUGGUGAGCAUGGGCGAGUCGUGGGAACUCCACCAUGAUCAAGGGAGGCAUUGGAGGCCGGAGCUACAGAGCAUACCGGAGGUACCCGAAUGAUGAUGAUCAUGAUGGUGAUGAUGGCGAUGAUGCAGAGUAUAUAUUUUGCAUGUAUGUAUAUUACUAUUGAUUUGAUGUAAAUUAGGUAGUAGAAGACAUUUUUUUUAUCUUUCCUUUCUUUGAGUUUUGCUGUAUACAUAUUAUCGAAUACAAUACACAAGUAUU
Messenger RNA from Musa acuminata subsp. malaccensis (wild Malaysian banana), 619 nucleotides. RefSeq lists its product as uncharacterized. The record is from RefSeq and is a predicted model, not a curated record. NCBI's taxonomy places the organism in Eukaryota, Viridiplantae, Streptophyta, Magnoliopsida, Zingiberales, Musaceae.